Lucilia cuprina (Australian sheep blowfly) is the source of this 1722-nucleotide messenger RNA. RefSeq names its product cytochrome P450 6a9-like. NCBI's taxonomy places the organism in Eukaryota, Metazoa, Arthropoda, Insecta, Diptera, Calliphoridae. The transcript is spliced from 2 exons. The record is from RefSeq and is a predicted model, not a curated record. Bases 79 to 1602 code for a protein of 507 amino acids. Gene Ontology annotation, molecular function: heme binding; oxidoreductase activity, acting on paired donors, with incorporation or reduction of molecular oxygen; monooxygenase activity.
AUUAGUUUAUUUUCAACAUUCGUUGUUAACGGUCAUAUUUUUCUUCUAUCGCGUUCAACACAAAUUAAAAACGACAAAAUGUCAAUGUUAUCGUUUCUCUUGACUACUCUCACGGGUCUGUUAGUCGCUCUUUUUCUACACUUACGCAAAAAGUUAUCCUACUGGCAAUCGUUGGGUGUGAAGUGUGAAGAACCUCAUUUUUUGUUGGGCAAUUUAAAAGGAGUACAAACGAAACGAGGAUUCUAUCAAAUUUGGCAAGAAUAUUAUGAUAAGUUCCGUGGCAGUGGUCCCUUUGUGGGUUUUUAUUGGUUUUACAAACCGGCGGUUUUUGUUUUGGAGCCACAAUUAAUUAAAAAUAUUUUAAUAAAAGAUUUUCAAAAUUUCACGGAUCGUGGCUUUUUUCACAAUGAAAAAGAUGAUCCUUUAUCGGGUCAAUUAUUUCUGUUGGAUGGCUUGAAAUGGAAAAAUAUGAGAAAUAAACUAUCGCCCACUUUUACCUCGGGUAAAAUGAAAUUUAUGUUUCCCACAGUUAUACGAGUGGGAGAGGAAUUUAUAGAGGUUUUCGAUAGAAUGAUAAAGGAACAGGACAGCAUUGUAGAGGUUAAGGAAUUGCUGGCCCGUUUUACCACCGAUGUUAUAGGCACUUGUGCCUUUGGCAUUGAAUGCAGCAGUUUAAAAGAUCCUAAUGCGGAAUUUCGGGUAAUGGGUCGUAAGGCCUUGGUCGAACAGAGACACAAUCAAUUGGUUAUAGCUUUUAUGGCUAGUUUUAUAGAAUUAGCCCGUAAGUUGCAUUUCAAACAAACACCCGAUAAUAUAGAAGAAUUUUUCUUGCGCAUUGUCAGGGAGACUGUGGAAUAUCGUGAGAAAAAUAAUAUCAGACGUAAUGAUUUUAUGGAUAUGUUGAUUGAUUUGAAAAAUAAGAAAUUAAUUAAAACCGAACAUGGUGAGGAAUUGACCAAUUUAACUUUGGAAGAGAUAGCAGCCCAAGCAUUUGUAUUCUUUAAUGCGGGCUUUGAAACUUCAUCUACAACUAUGGGCUUUGCUUUAUAUGAAUUGGCUCAAAAUGAAGAGGUACAGGAGAGAGCCAGACAAGAAGUUUUAAAGAAUUUCGCGAAACAUGAUCAGAAGUUUACUUAUGAAUGCAUGAAGGAUAUGGUAUAUUUGGAGCAAGUAAUGGCAGAAACCCUUCGCUUGUACACAGUUUUGCCCAUACUAAAUCGCUCCUGUUUAGAAGACUAUGUAGUGCCCGGUCAUCCCAAUUUGGUGAUCAAAAAAGGCAUGCCCAUUAUAAUACCCAUCGGUGCUAUACAUCGUGAUGAAAAAUAUUACCCCGAACCGCUUAAAUUCAAUCCCGAUAAUUUUACUCCCGAUAAAGUGGCCGAACGUGAUUCAGUCUUAUGGUUGCCUUUCGGAGAGGGACCACGCAAUUGCAUUGGUUUACGAUUUGGUAAAAUGCAAACAAUUAUCGGUUUAGCUUUACUCUUAAAGAAUUUUAAGUUUUCGAUAUGCCCCAAAACUGAAAUGCCUUUAACACUAAGUAAAAAAAGUUUUCUAUUGAGUACAGAGAAGGGUAUCUAUCUGAAGGUAACUAAAGUGGAAUGAGUUGUGUUCUGGUGGGAAUAAGGGGAAAAAUGUGGUUUUAGUUAAAAAAAAAAAAAUAAUAAUAAAUAAAUUUGGUCAUACUCAUUUUUACAGUGUAUGUAUCUAAUUUGUAUUCAACAA